Molecule: messenger RNA, 3055 nt
Organism: Panonychus citri (citrus red mite)
Lineage: Eukaryota; Metazoa; Arthropoda; Arachnida; Trombidiformes; Tetranychidae
Product: protein argonaute-2-like
Exons: 3
Coding region: 26-2785 (919 amino acids)
Molecular function (GO): protein binding; RNA binding
Source: RefSeq, a predicted model, not a curated record
UACAUUAAGGAAAAUCAAGUUAACGAUGUUAACUAAGAAGAAAAGGAUUGAUGAUUGUUCAAAACAAUUGUCACCUUCUAAUAGGACAAUAAAUUUGACUAGUAAUCAUUAUCAUCUUGAUAUUCCAAAGUGUUUAGUGUAUCAUUACGAUGUUAAAAUUGACAAAGGAAAGUUUCAAGGGGAACAAUUCAUUGAGUAUGUUACAAAAUGCCCACCAAAAUCUCAAGAACUUCAUUCUGAAUAUCAACGUAGUGUUAUAGCAAAAUUGGUUCAUCGUGAACAAAAUGUUGGGGGUUUUUUCUUCGAACCUUCGAGAAUGACCUUUUUGAGGCCUGUUUUCGAUGGAGCUCAUAAUCUGUACACAAUUAGACCGAUUCCGUCUCUUGGAACUACGAAGAAUAAUGUUUCAUGUCAUUAUCUCAAAUUAGAAGAGGUUGGAGCUCAUGGCUAUCGGAUUCGUAUUAGGUUUGCAACUGAAGUUGAUUUUAGUAAAUUAUCAGAAUAUUUUGGUAAUAAAAUUCACUCAUCAACAAGUCCUGUUCCCCAAGAUGCUAUUCGUGCUUUGGACAUUAUCCUAAGGUGUGGACCAUCAGCCUACCAAAUUCCUCUUGGUAAUUGUGUAUUUCCUAAACUCGAGACAACGGAAAAGAAACUUGUUGAUAUUGGCAAAGGUAAAUACAUAGUUAGUGGUCAUCAUCAAAGUAUAAGGAAAACAGCGAGUGGAUUGUCUUUGGUCAUCGAUAAAAGUUCAACUGUUUUCUACAAGGCUUGUGACUUAAUCGACUUUGUUCGUAAUAUUGUGAAAACUGUUCCAGUUCGAAAAGGAAGUACUAAUAAUAAUACUCGAAACAUCGAUCCACUUGUUUGCAUCAGUUUAGUUCCUAAUCAACCAGGAAUCGAAGCUAAUUUAUCGAUGAUUGAGAAAGAAUUGAUGAAUUUAACAAUUGAAGUGAAUCACACACCAACAAAGAUGAAGUUCAAGUUCAGAGGAUUAACCAGAACUUCUCCAAGUGAAACUUUCUUCAUCCAAACCACCGAUCAUGGAGAUCGAAACAUUUCAGUUGCUGAUUUUUUCAUGGAAAAAUAUUCUCUCCCGAUUACUUAUAAGAAUCUUCCUUGUGCCAUCGUCGGAAAUGUUAAACGACCUUCGUAUUUACCUUUGGAAGUUUGUCAAUUGGUCGCUAAACAACAACCACGGACUUUAAAUCAACAAGAAUUGACUCACUUCAUCAAAUCCUGUGCUCAAGAUUGUGACGAUAGAUUCAAAUCGAUCAAUGACUCUGCCGAAAUGGUGAAAAAAGAUAAUGUUGAUUAUCUUAGAGAAUUCAGUAUCGAUCUUUCCAAUAGCCCAGUUCAAGUCGAAGGAUUUUGUUUAGAUGUUCCCAAAUUAUCGUGUAAAAGUGAAUCAUUUACUCCUGAAUCUGGAAAAUGGAGCAUCAAAGACAAGAAAAUCUCCAAAGGAAUCAACAUUCCCAAUCAUCGUUGGUUUAUUGUCAAUUUUACUCAACAAAGUUCAUCUUUAAUCAACCAAUUCGUCUCCAAACUACAAUCAUUUGGUGAAGACAAAGGAGCUCAAAUCGGAGAACCAGUUUAUUGGGAAGGUGGACAUUCGAUCAGAUAUGAUAAUGUCGCCGUUAGAAAAGUUCUGAAAAAUAUCUACAACCAAUAUCGCGAUAGAAAAAUUGAUCUUCCUCAUCUAAUCAUGUUCAUCAUUACUCGAUCUAAAGAUGAUAGUAUUUAUCAUGAAAUCAAGAGAUAUGGUGAUGUUGAGUAUGGGUUCAAUACUCAGUGUGUUGUUGAAUCUAAUUUAAAAAUUUCAAUCAACGAUAAAGGGUUUUUCAUACUAUCCAAUAUUUUCCUCAAGAUGAAUGCUAAACUCGGUGGUACCAACAACAUCAUCGAUAACGACGAUUCAGUUUCUCGCAUCCUUGGCUCUAAAUCCACUAUCAUCAUGGGCGCUGAUGUGACUCAUCCUACUGACAAAAUGUCUUAUUCAAUCGCUGCUUGUGUCGCAUCUUACGACAAAAAUCACACCAAAUACUCAGCGAGUGUCAAACUUCAACCACGAUCAAAAGACGAGAUAAUCCAAGAUUUCCCCGAUAUGGUAUAUGAGCUGAUGAAGAAUUACAUUAGCAAAAAUCGACACGAUGGUGAUGUUGAAGAUAUUCUUCCUGGUAGAUUGAUCUUUUAUCGUGAUGGAGUUAGUGACGGUCAAUUUUCAAUGGUAUUGGAAAAAGAGAUCGGAAGAAUGCCCGAGGCAUUUGAUAGAUUAAUGAGAAAGUACAAUUUAAAGUCUACUUAUCGACCAUCCGUUACUCUAAUAGUUGUACAAAAGCGGCAUCACACUCGACUUAAGCCUGAGAACCAAGAAGAGAGCGAUGGCAAAGCGAAAAAUGUCCCAUCAGGAACUUUGGUUAAUCAAAAAAUCGUUGCCACAAACGAUGGAUCCGAUUUCUAUCUUUGUAGUCACUCAAGUUCAUUGGGAACAUCAAAGCCAAGUCAUUAUCACAUUUUAAUUGACGAGAACAAUUUCCAACUCAAUGAUCUCUACCUGUUGACUUUUCAUCUUUGUCACAUUUACGUUAAAUGUACUCGAGUUAUUAGUAUUCCAGCGCCCGUUCAAUAUGCUCAUUUGGCCGCUUUUCGAGCUCGUCAACAUUUAAUAAACACCGAACGAAUCGACGACAGGAGAGAAUCAACAAGUGACCCAGACUACGAACGGAAACAAGUAGAAAAGUCCAUCCAAAUUCACCAUCGACUUAUGAUCAACUUUUAUUUCAUUUAACUCUCAAUUCAAGUCUUCCAAUCAUAUUUUAACCUUGAAACAAUCAAUAACAACUCUCCAGUCAAAUUGUACUUAAAUUGUAAAUUUAAAGUCAUUUUCUUGUUAAUUUGAAUUUUUUAUCGAAAAAAAUCUUUGUUUUAAUUUAAAAUUAUAUUACAAGAGUCAAAAAGGGAAUACACAUUAUUAAGUUAUCGAUUUAUGUCGAUUCGAUUUUAAUUAACUAUGGAAUAAUUUUGUAAAUGAAAAAUUUUAAGUCUCUUAAUCAUUUGU